GGAGCGAGGGAGGCGCGUCCGGGCUGGGGAGUCGCGCGCACACUCUGCUCCGGGGGAACAGACGUUUAACUCUUGCCAAGUCUCGCCGCCUCUGCGGCUCGCGGGCCUUGGGCUUUUCCCCCUCUGAAGCAUGAGCCUUUCCUCCCGCAGCCGCCAACGCUGCGCGGGUCGCGGACAGUGCGCGCCGGGGCUCCAGGCGCGCGGCCUCCUGAUCCCUUGCGCCCGGAGCCCGGAAGCUUGCGGCAGGCGAUCUGUGGGUGACUGUGCCUGCGAGAGACUUUGCCAUACCAUUCUGACGGAAUUUGGAGAGAAAGAGCCAGCCGCUUCCAGUCUCCUCCCCCUCCGCCACCAUUUCGGACACCCCGCACAGUCUCCUUUUGGGGUACCCUGUGACUUCCAGGCAGCACGCGAGGUCCACUGGUCCCGACCCGGGCGACCACCUGUCUCAGACGUGUUGACUCAUCUCUCAUGACCCUGCGGUGCCUGGAGCCCUCCGGGAAUGGAGCGGACAGGACGCGGAGCCAGUGGGGGACCUCGGGGUCGCCGGAGGAACAGUCCCCCGAGGCGGCGCGUUUGGCGAAGGCCCUGCGCGAGCUCAGUCAAACAGGAUGGUACUGGGGAAGUAUGACUGUUAAUGAAGCCAAAGAGAAAUUAAAAGAGGCACCAGAAGGAACUUUCUUGAUUAGAGAUAGUUCGCAUUCAGACUACCUACUAACUAUAUCUGUUAAGACGUCAGCUGGGCCAACUAACCUGCGGAUUGAGUACCAAGAUGGGAAAUUCAGAUUGGAUUCUAUCAUAUGUGUCAAGUCCAAGCUCAAACAGUUUGACAGCGUGGUUCAUCUGAUUGACUACUAUGUUCAGAUGUGCAAGGAUAAACGGACAGGCCCGGAAGCCCCCCGGAACGGGACUGUUCACCUGUACCUGAUCAAACCUCUGUAUACAUCAGCACCGACUCUGCAGCAUUUCUGUCGUCUUGCCAUUAACAAAUGUACCGCUUCGGUCUGGGGACUACCUUUACCAACAAGACUAAAAGAUUACUUGGAAGAAUAUAAAUUCCAGGUAUAAGUAUUUCUCUCUCUCUCUCUCUUUUUUUUUUUAAACACAUGCCUCAUAUAGAAUAUCUCCGAAUGCAGCUAUGGAAAGAGAACCUGGAGGCCCUCCUCUGGAUAACUGCGUAGAAUUCUUUCUCAUGGACGGUUGAGCUUAAUCUAAUUUAAAGGUGUGAAGAUGUAGCUAGAUAUUUUAAAGUUCCCCUUAGGUACUUUCAGCUGAAUGAUGAUUUCUUUCCUAUGGCUGAUCAAGACCAAAGGGCCCUUUUAAAUGAAAAACAAAAACAAAACAAAACAAAACAAAAAAA
Messenger RNA from Arvicanthis niloticus (Nile rat), 1357 nucleotides. NCBI's taxonomy places the organism in Eukaryota, Metazoa, Chordata, Mammalia, Rodentia, Muridae. The record is from RefSeq and is a predicted model, not a curated record.